AUGUGGAGACUUCACAAUUUCUUCCUUGAGAUCUCAUAUUCUCCUCAACACCUUGCCCACGCUAAGCCAGUGAAUACUUCUUGGUACCAUCAUCAGAAUGUUGUUUCAAAAUCCUCAAUCAAAGCACUGGCUCCAUCAGUCAAAGCACUGGCUCCAGCAGUCAAAGCACUGGCUCCAGCAGUUAAUGCACUGGCUCCAGCAGUCAAAGCACUGGCUCCAGCAGUCAAAGCACUGGCUCCAGCAGUUAAUGCACUGGCUCCAGCAGUUAAUGCACUGGCUCCAUCAGUCAAAGCACUGGCUCCAUCAGUCAAAGCACUGGCUCCAUCAGUCAAAGCACUGGCUCCAGCAGUCAAAGCACUGGCUCCAUCAGUCAAAGCACUGGCUCCAUCAGUCAAAGCACUGGCUCCAUCAGUUAAUGCACUCUUGUUCCGAGCCAACCAACACUUUCAAACAGUUCUUCAUAGCAUUGAAUAA
Messenger RNA from Biomphalaria glabrata, 474 nucleotides. Its product is annotated as cuticle protein 16.5-like. Lineage: Eukaryota; Metazoa; Mollusca; Gastropoda; Planorbidae. The coding region runs from base 1 to 474 and encodes 157 amino acids. The record is from RefSeq and is a predicted model, not a curated record. The transcript has 2 exons.